UUAUUUUUUUUUCCUUAAGGCCUCACAGAACCGAGCUGUAUCAUGAAGUCCCACCAACAUGCUGGCCUAUUGUAUAUUCUCCAGACUACAACAUCACAUUUAUGGGAUUGGAGAAGCUACAUCCAUUUGAUGCAGGGAAAUGGGGAAAAGUAAUCAAUUUCUUAAAAGAAGAAAAACUAAUUGCAGACGACUUGAUUGUACAGGCACGAGAAGCUACUGAAGAUGAUUUGUUGGUUGUCCACACAAGACGCUACUUGAAUAAAUUAAAGUGGUCAUUUGUAGUGGCUACAAUUACAGAAAUUCCUCCAGUUCUCUUUCUUCCCAAUUUCCUUGUUCAGAGAAAGGUGCUGAAGCCUCUGAGAAUGCAGACAGGAGGAACAAUAAUGGCGGGAAAACUUGCCAUUGACAGAGGCUGGGCAAUCAACGUGGGUGGUGGCUUCCAUCACUGUUCAAGUGAUAAAGGUGGAGGGUUUUGUGCAUAUGCUGAUAUCACACUGGCUAUUAAGUUUUUAUUUGAAAGAGUAGAAGGAGUGUCUAAGGCCACUAUUAUAGAUCUGGAUGCACAUCAGGGUAAUGGCCAUGAGAGAGACUUCAUGGAUGAUCGUAGGGUGUAUAUUAUGGAUGUGUACAAUAGAUACAUUUAUCCGGGGGAUGGAUUUGCUAAACGAGCCAUAAAGCGGAAGGUUGAGUUGGACUGGGGAACAGAGGAUACAGAAUAUCUUCAGAAGGUACAAACACACGUGGAAGGGGCAUUAAAUGAAUUGCGCCCAGACAUUAUCGUUUAUAAUGCUGGAACUGAUAUCUUGGAUGGAGAUCCACUGGGUGGUCUUGCUAUUUCACCUCAGGGGAUUGUUAAAAGAGAUGAGGUGGUGUUCAAGGCUGCCAGAAGCCACCGAAUCCCUAUCUUAAUGGUGACAUCUGGAGGCUACCAGAAGAGGACAGCACGGAUAAUUGCUGACUCUAUUCUGAAUUUGCACAACCUGGGGCUUAUUGACAAGGAGCUAGCAACCAGUGAAGCUGAAAACCCCAAGGUAGAACUGAUGAUUAGAGAAUCUAUUGUAGAUUUAACUAACCUGUCAUUGCAGUGAGACGGUACUGUUUUAGACAGAAAACUCACUAAUUGUAUAGUGUUGAUAUGUAGGAACAAAUAGUCUCCCCAGCUCUAUCAGGGUUAAUAUAACAUGAGAGAGAUUUGUCUAUAAAACAUUAACAAACUAGAGAUAAGAGCUAGUCCCAGGAUGUUUGCAAGUGUCUAACUUGCUUCUGAAUACUGUACUCCUAAGUAGCUAUGGGAUGAAAUGCAGCAGAACUUUGAGAAUGAAUUCAAAAAGAUGCUCAAAGAUCAGUGUUAUUGUUUAUAAUCUAUAGUAUAACAGGCUUUAAUUGUUUCUCUUAUUUUUAUGGAAAGUCUACCGUAUUGUUGAAAGGACUGUAUUGUUAGACUCCGAUGACUGUCCCAGGCCUUUUAAUAAUGGUGCAGUUGUUUCAGUAGAUGGGAGAAGGGAAGUUUUAAUCCCAGAGCAGAAACAUUUGACUGAGAGGGAUUUUGAUAGUAUAUUUUGUAAACAUACAUCAGUGGAGGAGAUGAGAAAUAGCAGAGAAAGAAGGGGCAUUGAGAAACCAAAAGAUAGAGAGGAGCAGACAAGAGAGGCAUGAAGGGUAGUGUGACAGUUGUCACAAUAUACAUGUAGUUUGGGCAGAAUUUUCCACAAUAUCCUAGUAAUAUUAAUUGUGCAUUUUGACAAAUUUUAUUGUAACAGUUGAGAAUCAUGUUGAGCCAAAUAGUUUUCAGAAAUCCUUCCCCAUUCAAUAAUUCAUAAUGCUUCUCUCUAUUAUUCUGUAAUGGUAAUUAGGAUCAUGCAUCACUAUUUGGUGAAUGUUUUGCUCUAAGUUCAGCAACUCUGGUUAAUCUGACAUCAACACAAUUCAAAACGUUAAAGAAUCACAAUCUCUCACAUUUACAUGCACUGGAAAUCUUUCAAAAAAUGGAUAAGAAAUUAAUUUAGAAUUUAGUACACUAGUUAACAAGAAUUUGUUAUCGAAAAAUAAAAAUUACUGAGUGGUCAUUUGAAAAUCAGGGUGGUGUUUUGAAUUAACUAUAAGAUACUACAUUUCACUUCUUACUGUAUAUAUUGUUGUCAAAUCUCUUUUAUUAAUAAAUUGUUUAGCUCCAUUUUUGCAACAAGUAUAUACACUAUUUUUA
Messenger RNA from Pelodiscus sinensis (Chinese soft-shelled turtle), 2203 nucleotides. The record is from RefSeq and is a predicted model, not a curated record. Lineage: Eukaryota; Metazoa; Chordata; Testudines; Trionychidae.